UUUGCCCACCAUGAGCAUCACCCCAGAGGUCAAGAGUCAUGGGAUGAAGUUUGCUGAGGAGCAGCUGCUAAAGCAUGGAUGGACUCAAGGCAAAGGACUAGGCCGGAAGGAGAAUGGCAUCACCCAGGCCAUCAAGGUGACUCUGAAGCAAGAUACUCAUGGGAUGGGACAUGAUCCUGCCAAGGAGUUCACACACCACUGGUGGAAUGAGCUUUUCAACAAGAUUGCAGCCAACUUGGUAGUAGAAACUGGGCAGGACGGAGUGCAGAUAAGACGCCUUUCCAAGAAGACCACUCAUAAUCAUCCCAAGCCGAACAUGCUGUAUCACAAGUUCGUGAAGCUGGCCACGCUGACUUCGGGUGGAGAGAAGCCAGACAGAAACUUGGAGAGUGGCAGUAAUGACGACAGCCAGGGGCCCAGGCCCCCAAAGAUCCUGACUGAUGAGAUGCUGCUCCAGGCCUGUGAGGGGCGAACAGCACACAAGGCUGCACGUCUUGGGAUCACAAUGAAGGCCAAGCUUGCUCGGCUAGAGGCCCAGGAGCAGGCCUUCCUGGCUCAUCUUAAAGGCCAUGUCUCUGAGGCCUCGCAGCCACAGUCUGAAAGCCAGCCCCCCAACCCCCCAAAAAAGAAAAGGAAACAGAAAGAGCCUAGAGCAACUGAGCACAGUGUGGAUGAGGAGCACCCAGAACACACUGAGCACAGCACCAGGAAAAGCAAAAAGAAGAAAAGACGACAUCAAGAGGAGGAGGUCUCAGAUGAGAGAGGGGGAACAGCCGUAGAGAGUGGAGAGGACGAGGCUGCGGGGCCCGGUGGGCUCGAGGAACCCUGGAGCAGAAAGCAAACCCGUCAGUCUCUUAAGAAAAAGAAGAAGAAGAAGAGACCGCACCCGUGAAGGGGAGAAGGGGAGGAAGAGACGGGGAUGUUGGGUGGAGAAGGAAGAGGGAAGGAUCCUGCAAGUGGUGUUGGGAGAAAGGAGGUGAUGAGCAGAGCGCACAGGGACCCCUGCCGCAGAGACAAGAAAAGGCAGCCUGAGGAGGACUUGAGCGUAGCUGAUGGGGACAGAGAGGAGACUGCUCUAGAGGGUGCAGCCAGGGAAGCAGGAAGCUCGCCCUGCGGUAACAGAAGCAACAAGAAGAGACAGCAGUGCAGGAAAGAGGAGGAGGUCUCGGAUGUAAGCUGCGAAUGUGACAAUGGCAGGACUGAGGAAAUAGAGAACAGAGGUAAGAAGAGGAGGCGGCAGCAACUCAGGGAGGAGAGAAGGAGAAUCAGCACUGACCAGAGCACCAAAAAGAAGAAACAGAAGAAGAGAGACUGA
This is a messenger RNA of Marmota flaviventris (yellow-bellied marmot), 1315 nucleotides long. Its product is annotated as G patch domain-containing protein 4-like. The record is from RefSeq and is a predicted model, not a curated record. Lineage: Eukaryota; Metazoa; Chordata; Mammalia; Rodentia; Sciuridae. Gene Ontology annotation, cellular component: nucleolus. Gene Ontology annotation, molecular function: nucleic acid binding.